GACUCCGAGGGCUAUUACCAAGUUAUCCUUGGUGAGCAGUUUGACGGUGGCCGAUACCAAGUCUUCUCUUCAGUUGGCAAAGGAAUGUUCGCCAAUGUGGUCCGCGCUCGAGUAUUGUCUGGAGAGCCAAGUGAAAUUGGUAAAGAGGUCGCCAUCAAGAUUAUUCGGAGUCAGGAGACAAUGUUUAAGGCAGGCCUCAAGGAGAUCCAGAUGUUGAACAAGCUCAAGCAAGCUGAUCCAGAUGACAAAAAGCAUAUCGUUCGUCUUGAGCGGACAUUUGAACACCGUGGCCACCUGUGUCUAGUUUUUGAAUCUCUCAGCAUGAAUCUGCGAGAUGUAGUCAAACGUUUCGGCAAGGAUGUUGGUUUGAACAUUCGGGCAGUGCGCGCAUAUGCUCACCAGUUGUUCCUUUCCAUGAGUUUGCUGCGCAAGUGCAACAUCAUGCACGCCGAUAUUAAGCCGGAUAACAUCUUGGUCAACGAGCAGAAAACUCUUUUGAAAUUAUGUGACCUUGGUUCUGCGUCUGACGCAUCUGAGAACGAGAUCACACCAUACCUUGUCAGCAGGUUCUACCGGGCUCCCGAAAUCAUUCUCGGCAUCCCAUAUGAUCCCGCCCUCGAUAUAUGGUCCAUUGGCUGCACGCUGUAUGAAUUGUACACAGGGAAGAUAUUAUUCCCGGGCAGAUCAAACAACCAGAUGCUCUUACUCAUGAUGGAGUUGAAGGGUCGCUUCAACUCAAAGAUGGUCAAGAAAGCUAAAUUUGGGGAUCUCUAUUUCGAUGAGAUGAGUGGAUUCCAGAGUGUGGAGCAAGACCGUGUGACAGGUGGUGACAUCAUCCGCAAAGUACAUAUCGCGAAACCGACACGUGAUCUUCGUGCAAGGCUUAUGCCGGCUGCUUCGGCUCAGAUGAAGGACGACGAGCGGAAAAUGUUGACAUCCUUCAUCGAUCUGCUGGACAAAUGUCUAGCUUUGGAUCCCGCCAGGCGAAUUACGCCCAAGGAGGCUCUUGUCCAUCCUUUCAUCCGAGGCUAG
Heterobasidion irregulare TC 32-1 is the source of this 1032-nucleotide messenger RNA. RefSeq lists its product as uncharacterized. The transcript is spliced from 6 exons. The annotation marks the transcript as partial. Gene Ontology annotation, biological process: mRNA cis splicing, via spliceosome; peptidyl-threonine phosphorylation; peptidyl-serine phosphorylation. The record is from RefSeq and is a predicted model, not a curated record. Gene Ontology annotation, molecular function: protein serine/threonine kinase activity; ATP binding. NCBI's taxonomy places the organism in Eukaryota, Fungi, Basidiomycota, Agaricomycetes, Russulales, Bondarzewiaceae.